CCCAACAACGGAAGUUGGCGUCGCUCACACGGCAACCAUAAACAAUAAAUUUAUCUCUAAAUCUCACUGAUCAAGAUUAUAUCGUGCAUACGCGUUAUAGUUUACACUUUUAGUGUUUGCAUCUCCGUGAAUAACCAACAGACAGAUAACAAAAAGCCCAACAUGGCCAGGAAGAAGCAGGAGAUUCAACUUCAACAAGAGAUUGAAACCCAAGAAGAAUGGGAAGAAAUGAUGGCUAAGGAAGGAUUGUGGGUUGUAGAUAUCUAUCAGGAAUGGUGCGGCCCAUGUAGCGCUAUGGUUAGUAAUUUUCGUCGUCUGAAGAAUGAACUGGGAGAUGAUCUUCUUCAUUUUGCAACCGCUAAAGUGGAUACAAUUGAUGCCUUAGAAAAAUAUAAAGGAAGAUGUGAACCAACUUUUCUAUUUUUUGCUUGUGGGGUAUUAGUAGCUGUUAUACAUGGUUCACAAUCACCAUUAGUGAUGAGAACGGUUACAGAACAGUUAGCACAAGAACAUAAAGUUAUGGAGGGUGCAUCUGAACGAAAGGAGACAGUAGAUACAAUAGUAAGUCAAUCAGAAGAAAAGGUGGAAGAUGAUGAGGAAAGUGAAGGAGAUGAAGACAAUAUAUAUCGUUAUCGAGGAGAACAUAUUAAUUUUGGCGAUACUUUGGUAUUAGCAGGAGAGUUAGAAGUUAAAGGUUUUACUGUGGCUAUUAUUAAACCUGAUGCUGUUAAAAGUGGUAAAGUUGAGGAAGUUUUAGAACAGAUGAGAGAAAAGGGUUUAGAAAUAAUAGCUGAAAAAGAAAAAGAAUUAACAGAAGAUGAAGCUCGAGAAUUCUACUCACAUCUUAAAGAUGAAGAAUAUUUUGAAUCAUUAGUUCAGUACAUGACAUCCGGUCCAAGUCAUAUUAUACUAAUAACUAAAGGUACCACAGGUGAUACUGUUUUAUCAGAUUGGAGAGAUAUGAUUGGUCCAACUGAUGUAGAAGAAGCCAAGGAACAAGCUCCAGAUAGUUUAAGAGCCAAGUAUGGAACUGGUAAUGUAAUGAAUGCGCUACAUGGAAGUAGUUCUCCUGAAACAGCUGCCAGAGAAAUGGCUUUCUUCUUCCCUGACCAAGCAGCUCCAACACAUAAGAAGAGUAAAGCAUCAAGUGUACAGAGAACAUUAGCUUUAAUUAGACCUGAUGCAUUUAGAACACAACGAGAGGAAAUAUUAGAAAAGAUUAGAGAAUCCGGGUUUAAAGUAGCACUACAAAAAGAAAUGACUUUAACUAAAGAACAAGCUGCCGAGUUUUAUAAAGAACAUGAAGACCAACCUUAUUUCGAAGAUUUAAUAACAAGAAUGUCCAGUGGACCAUUAAUGGCAUUAGGUCUUGCUAGAGAUGAUGCUGUACAAGGCUGGAGAGAAAUGUUAGGGCCAAAAGAAGUUGAAAAGGCUAAAACAGAAGCACCAGAGAGUUUACGAGCUCAGUUUAGUGUAGAAGAUGUAGAAAUUAAUCAACUUCAUGGUUCUGAUUCACCAGAAACAGCACAGAAAGAAUUAGAAUAUUUCUUCCCAAUGGAACAAACAGUAGCUUGUAUUAAACCAGAUGGUAUAGGAACUAAAGAUGCUAUUGUUGAUAAAAUACACGAAGCAGGUUUUAGAAUUGCUGCUCAGAAAGAAACAACAAUUACUAAAGACAUAGCUGAAGAAUUUUAUGCUGAACAUAAAGAUAAAGAAUAUUUUAAUGAUUUAGUUCAACAUAUGUGCAGUGGGCCAACUAUGUUUAUGGUAUUAUCCCGAGAAGAUGCUGUAUCAGGUUGGAGAGAAGCUAUUGGACCAACUGAUCCAGAAAAGGCUAAAGUUGAAGUACCUGACUGUAUUCGUGCAAUGUUUGGAUCUAGUGUGUUGGAGAAUGCUGUUCACGGCAGCUCAAAUACGGAACAUGCUAAAAAGUCAAUAGAACAAGUAUUUGGACAUCUUGAAUUUAACUCUGAUGGUACUGUAAAAGAAAUGAAACCUGUGAAUGAACAGGAAGAACAAGCUGAAAGACGAUCACCUGUAGAUCAAGUUGCUGAAACAGCUCCUGAAAAUAAACCAGAUGAAGUUGAAAAUAAAUCUGAUGAAACCAAAGAUAAUAGUAAAACCGAUUCAGAUAAACCUACAGAUGAUAGUAAAACUGAUUCAGAUAAACCUACAGAUGAUAGUAAAACUGAUUCAGAUAAUAAACCGACAGAUGACAGUAAAACCGAUUCUUAUAAAACCACAGAUGAUAGUAAAACUGAUUCAGAAAAACCGACAGAUAAUAAAACUGAUUCUGAUAAACCGACAGAUGAUAGUAAAACCGAUUCUGAUAAACCGAUAGAUGAUAAUACGAUUGUAAGAGAUAGUAAACAGAUAGAAAACAAAACAACUACAGAAACUCCUGAACAAACUGAAAAAUCUAUUGAAUCAGACCAAACGGAAGACAAAACACAAGAAAGCAAUUCUGGGCAGGAAGCAUCUGACCAGUCAAAGCCAAGUGAGGAGACGGCAACUGCUGAGGAAAGUUCAGCCAAUCAAGAGGAAGAUAAAAAACCUGGUUCAGAGGAUCAGUCAAAUGAUUCAAAACCAGAAGCUAAAGAAGAGGAAUCUUCGGACAAAAAAGAUGAAACUGUAACGGAAGGUGGAGACAAAGCUGAAGAAAGUAAAGAAGAGUCUAAGACAGAAGAAUCUACGGAAGGUGCUGCCAAAACAGACGACAAUGAAACAAAACCAGAAGAUGCCAGUGCCAAAACAGAAGGGGCAUCAUAAUUCGAAAAGAAUAUUAGAAAACUAAGCAUAUAAUUUAAUUGAAAAACAUCUGAUAGUCACAAUAAAAACCAUUGGUUUAAGAUUCCAUCCAAAAUAGAAAAUUGCCUUAUUUUAUUAAAAUUAACAUCUACAAGUUCCUAUACCUUGAAUACAUUAUACUAGCGUGAAUAGUAAAGGAACAAUCUAAGCAUUAAUUAGUGAAAGACCAAUCUAGGACUUAAUAAUUGUGAAAGACCAAUUUAAGCAUUAUUUGUAAAUAUUUUGUUGUCAUCUCCCGUCAUUUUAUUUAUAUCAUCUAUUUUAGUAAAAGCAUUAUUUGUCAUUUGUUUGUUAUAUUAUGUACUGUGAUAGAAUAUUUAAUAAUAUGUUAAAAAUAUAAUUUAUUUACUUAUAAAUUUUGAACAGCCAA
Molecule: messenger RNA, 3178 nt
Organism: Patella vulgata (common limpet)
Lineage: Eukaryota; Metazoa; Mollusca; Gastropoda; Patellidae
Product: thioredoxin domain-containing protein 6
Exons: 26
Coding region: 163-2769 (868 amino acids)
Biological process (GO): UTP biosynthetic process; GTP biosynthetic process; CTP biosynthetic process
Molecular function (GO): nucleoside diphosphate kinase activity
Source: RefSeq, a predicted model, not a curated record